AUGAUCGAACCCCGAGAAGAGGAGCAGAUGACGACACCCCAAGACUAUGAGAGGAGCGGUGACUACCACGACUUGAAGGCUUCGAGGAGAGAUGGGGAGAUGAGAGGAGUGGCAAUUGACGAAGAGGAAGAGAAGGGGGCGACCGAAGGAGAGGGAGGGGGGGGGGUGGGGGGGGGGGACUGGGGGGGGCCUUUUUUUUACUGGGCUUGGGGGGGGGGGAACUUUUUCCUGGGGAGGGGGGCACCAGGGAAAAAAAAACUGGCCCCUUCUUUUGCACUGGGGGGGGGUGGGGAUCUGAGGGGACAGCACAAGUGUGGGGGGGGGGGGACUGUAAAUACAUUCCUUUUUGUUGGGGGGGGGGGGGGGGGGGUGGGGGGGGGGACUCUGGGGGAGGAGGGGCCCCCCCUACCCCAGGGGGGGGACGGGGGGGGGGGGAAACUUUUCCCUGCUUGGGGGGGGGAAACUUUUCUGAAGGGGAGCACACCAGGGGGGUGGGUGGGGGACUGGCCCUUCUAG
Molecule: messenger RNA, 516 nt
Organism: Knipowitschia caucasica
Lineage: Eukaryota; Metazoa; Chordata; Actinopteri; Gobiiformes; Gobiidae
Source: the annotation of a GenBank genome assembly